AUGUUUGUUCUCGACAGCCUAGCAGCAUCAUUUGUGAAGCCAUCCACAAAAAACGCAAUCGUGAAGAUGUGCGAUCUCCUACAAGAAAUUGAUCCUAAGCUAAAGCCCGAAGAAUGGAAUUUCUCUACAAACACACCACAGGACAUUCCGCAACAAUCAAAUUGUUAUGAUUGUGGCGUUUUUGUUUGUGCAUACGCUAGAUGCCUACUUUUGAAAUCGUCCCUGCCUGAUGACUUCACAAGCUUUCGAAAGCAUAUGGUUCUAGAGCUACAUGGCGGUAAAAUUCAAGGCUUUGACGAGUUACCUACACCGCAAGAGGAAACGUAUUAUGCAGUUGAAUAUCAGAAGUCGUUUUACAUUGGCCGUGUCCUUCAAAGAUCUGAUGAUUCACAUGCCAUGUACAAGUUUCUCCACAAAUGC
This is a messenger RNA of Porites evermanni, 420 nucleotides long. The record is from the annotation of a GenBank genome assembly. NCBI's taxonomy places the organism in Eukaryota, Metazoa, Cnidaria, Anthozoa, Scleractinia, Poritidae.